AUGCAGAAAAGCUCGUUUUCUAACAGCAUCAAAUCCGAAAUACCCUCCCCUGACUUUGACACAUCAUCCUCGGGAAGCAAACCUUUUUGUGUUUUUAGGAUGCUUUCUGGGAAGGGUUUAUUACUCUCAAAAAUAAAAGAGGCAAAACAUGAUACAGCAGAAAGAACUUCCAAAAGGAAAAUUCCUGAAGAUUCUGCUGAGCCUACAAAUGAAAUGUCCUCUGGAGUAGUGGAGGCAUGGCACAGAUGUGUGGCACCUGCUGAUAAACAGCUGAGAGGACCACCUCCCAUUACAACAGCAUGUGAUGAGUCUAAAGCGUUAACAGAUAAGACACUAAAGGCUACAGUUCAGCCACAAAAGAAUGAGAGUGACCACAUGCAGAAGGAGCGGGAGAAGAACAGGGCUCAUCAGCAACAGUAUCUGAAGUAUCUACUCCCCUUCAGGCCACAGCAAUGUACAAAGAGAAAGCAGAGUGCUGCUGAGAUAACUGAUAUUCUAUACGAUGCUGAUGGGUCUUAUCUUCCAUCAUUUAGCACUCUGCCUUCCCAGCUCAAAAGCAGAGAGUGUUUGCUUUUAAUGGUGCCCCUCUUGAGCCCUGGUGUGGUGGCAGGUCAAGCAAAAUGAAAGGCACAGACAGUGGAGUCACCAUCACUCGAAUCUCAUAUUUACAAUUCACUGAUAGUGUGGUUUAUGUCAUUGGCCAAACCCAGCAGCUGUAGUGCAGAGGACAGUGUGACAACCACUGCUCCAUUUUGGGUCACUGGAUUGCAACAGUUCUGGAACAAUGAUUUCUUAGUACUUUACAUCUGCGCUGUGCCUCCUGAAGAAGUUAAGUCACCACACACAAAAUUUUGGUGGAAGAACAUGAAGAGGGGCUGGACAUUGUUCUAUCAGCGAGUGUCAAAGUUCCUGGCUCAGACUCACCUGACGACAGUGGUGUCCUGGCUGCCAGAGAUUAACCACUUACUAGAACAGCAAGCUCAUCCUGCACUUGUCUCUUUGCCCUCUUCAAGGCUUGACUGCUUUGUUUCAGUUAGUCCUGACAAAGAGGCUGUCAAGAAGGCAUUUGGAACAAAUCCUGGCUUCUACUGGCAGACACUCAACAUUCAAGAGCAAAUAUGUCAGUGGGCAGAGGCCACGACUUCUCAGCAGCCUCACACUGAGGUAGUGCUGGCAUUGGUGUACCAGGCAAUGUUUUAUAACCCACUGGCAACACAUCAUACCCUUCAGCUUCUGUUUAGCUCAGGCUUGGAUGUGUGGGGUCUCCAAUUCAUCUACCCUUCUAAAGAACUCCUAGCUGUCUGUGCAGUGCUUGGAAUGAGUGGGCAGACAUGGGUUUCCCAGCAGCCGGUGCUUGCCAUGGCUAUCCGUGGUCCUUAUGCAAGGACUGUGUGGCAAGAUAUCACUGGCAUCAAGACUGACCCAGCCUCUAUUAAUGCCCUACACUGCCAAGAGCGUACUCUGUUCCACUCCCCACGCCUCGCCAGUCUAGUUCACUUGGGUUUGUGUGUGUGGUUUGGUGGGAGACUGCCAAAUAAUGAUCACAGGAUGACUCCCCAGGUUCAGUGGUCUAGUGAUAGAGGAGACACAGCCUCUUCACCUACAAUGCUUUGUGCCACAGCAAAAGUGGAUGUCUUUCUGCUCGUGUCUCCAGCGGUUACACCAUGCUGUUACAGCUAUGUUCUGGCUUCAUGUGCAAAGAGAAGCUUCCAGCUGAUGGGAUUGCAGAGAGUACAGAUAUCCAAUAUGAGAGCCUCAUCCUUAGGCCUCAACACUGAACAGAUGAUGACAUUCUGUCAUGCAUCUAUGGUGAGCAUAAAUGAAGCACUGCUUGAACCCUUCUCUCAUUGCCUAGUGCUCUUGCUGAGGAGAGAGAAUGCACUCCGCCAUUAUGCCAACCUGCCUGCAGGUUUGAUGAAUGAGCUGGCUUUGCAAGGCAUAGAGGGACUGCUCCAUACCAGACUGCCAGGCAGUGUUCACCUCAAAUCAUAUCUCUGCUUUCAUGCUGUACCUUAUGUGGAAGAUCUCUUCAACUUUCUUGGAGACCACAUGUGGACAGUACCAGACUUCAGCCCUGUGGUCCUUUCAAAGCACAGAUAUCCUUCAUGCAAUGAGACAGAGCCGAUUGUGAUUCUCACACUGACUAUUUACAACAUCAUGGAGACGGGCAUGAAUCUGCUUCACAAGGUUCUCAGGGGAAAUCAAGCAGGAGGAGUGGGUGAGGACAGAUUUGUGUUGUUGGCUCUGAAAUGGCUGCCCACACUGACCUGGCAGCAGGCACGGGAGCUGAGCCCUUUCGGGGUCAGUGAGCAUCAGUGGCACAGCAGCAUAGUAAGCCUGGUAUCCUCUCCAGCCCUGAUCUGUGCCAUUAGAAGGCUGGAGGCAUUCAAUAAUAUGCAAAGACUUUUACCACAAGGCUAUCCUGGAGAUCUAAGUGUACUGAUGUCAACCACUCCUGAAAUGGCCUUCAGACAAGCCGCCAUUUUCUUAACUGAGACACAGAUGAUCCCAGAUCACAGCAGCUGAAUUUUAUUUAAAUUCCUGCCACCUCCAAGCUUAGGCUCUGCAAGUCAGUUCUUGUUCCACUACAUGAUGGACGGAUUGCAGCCUCUUCUUACUUUGGCACUGUUCAAGCCUGGUGUCUGGAGUCAUUACUUGGGUAAAAUUCUCAGCAAGAUCCAGAAAAACAACUUCACUUUAGUGGGCUUGCGCAUUCUUGUACUCAAUUCAAAAAUGGGAAACACACUGAUGAAUGUAUCAGAACACCAGACUUUAAUAAAUGGAAAACAUCUGUGUGAGCCUUUUGAGAGAGAUUCAAAAUUGAAGUACCUGACAUCAGGACCUGUACUGGCAUUGUGCCUACAGAGGAAUGCAGUUAAGAGGCUCCUGGAGUUAUUGGGCCCUGAGGAUCCAGCUCAAGCAUGAACUGAAGAGCUCCACUUCUGGAGGGCCAGCUAUGGCACUGACAGAUUGCAUAAUGACAUCUAUGGUAGUGUUUCUUAUCAGCAGGCUGUGCAGGAUGUAAAGAUGAUGUUCUCAGAUGGUCUGUGCUCCACAGAAACAUUACUCAUGAAGCACGAACAGAUAUCUUGUUUAAGAUCAGACCCAUUGGCAAGUUUGGAAUGGCAACAGUCUCAUACCAUUACUAACUCAGCCAAAAACAAGCUCUUCCUGUCUCUCAUGGAGAAUUCAGAAUUGAUCAGAGCAGGGUGCUCAGUUCGCAGUGCUCUCUGCCAGACCAUGUGCCUCAUUAUGCCCUCAUGUGUACUCCAGCUGAGCUGCCCACCUCUUCACCUGGAUCUGCUGCAACGACUGCUAAGCUCAGGCUGCCACGUUGUGGCUGGGAGCCUCUACUCAUUAGACCAAAGCCAAAUAGCUCACCUGUCUCUGUUACUGAGGCCCACCACUAGUAAAGAACCUCUUCUGUAUGAAGGACCAUGUCUUGUUCUUGCUCUACAAAUGGACAACAUUGUGACAUGCUUUGACUUUAUUCUUGAAAGGAUCUGUCGGUAUAUGCCAGACUUUGAGAAAGUAAGGAAGAUGCUUCUUUACCCUGGCACUGAACCUGAGGCAGUGAAGUUACUGUGCUACCUGUUUGAUGUUCUCUCUCCUGACAGUCACCACACUAUUGUGCCUCAAUAA
Neoarius graeffei (lesser salmon catfish) is the source of this 3642-nucleotide messenger RNA. RefSeq names its product dynein axonemal assembly factor 8. The record is from RefSeq and is a predicted model, not a curated record. NCBI's taxonomy places the organism in Eukaryota, Metazoa, Chordata, Actinopteri, Siluriformes, Ariidae.